This is a messenger RNA of Gallus gallus (chicken), 977 nucleotides long. RefSeq lists its product as uncharacterized. The record is from RefSeq and is a predicted model, not a curated record. Lineage: Eukaryota; Metazoa; Chordata; Aves; Galliformes; Phasianidae. The transcript is spliced from 10 exons. Bases 26 to 943 code for a protein of 305 amino acids. Gene Ontology annotation, cellular component: nucleolus; small-subunit processome. Gene Ontology annotation, biological process: maturation of SSU-rRNA from tricistronic rRNA transcript (SSU-rRNA, 5.8S rRNA, LSU-rRNA).
GGUUCCGGUCGGAGUGCGGCGCAAAAUGGCGGCGAUAUCCGAGGCCGUGACGCUGUUGAAGGCGCUGCGGAAAGAGAAUUCAGCCCAAAAUGAACCCCAAAAGGUGGCGGAGGUGACGGAGCACGGCAGGGCGCUGCUGGCGCGGCUCAGGGACGGGAAGCUGCGCACCGACAGGGGCGUGUCGCUGCUGGGGCUGCGGGCGGCCGCCAUGUUGCACUACGUCACCGACCUGGCGCUGCUGCUGCGCUCCAAGAGCGGGGGGCGGAGCCUGAGGGAGGAGCCCGCGUUGCCCCGCCUCCUCGAGAGCCGCGUGGUGCUGGAGAAGCUCCGCCCCCUGGAGCAGCGCAUGCGGUACCAGUUGGACAAACUGCUGCGGGCGGCGGCUGCCGGCGCUCCGGGUGCCAACGACCCGCUGAGCUUCCGCCCCGACCCCUCCAACCUGGCCCAGGAGGAGGAGGAGGAGGAGGAGGAGGAAGAGGGCAGCUCAGCCCCAAAGGCCGGGGGGGGGCAGAGCCGUUACGUCCCCCCCCGCCUGGUGCCCGUCCCCUACGCCCCAGCAGAGGAUGAGCCCCAGGCCCGCCAUCAGCGCGCCCUGCAGGCUGCCCGGCGCCGUGCCCUGAGCUCAGCUCUGCUGCGGGAGCUGCGGGACGAGUUGGGGGACGGCCCCGAGCUGCUGGGGGGCACCGCGCCCCAUAGGGAGCUGCAGCGGACGCAGCUGGAGGAGUCCAUGAUGGUGCGGCUGAGCGAGAGCCGCCAGCAGAGGGCGCUGCGCCGCCUCCGCGCCAUGGGAGCCGUCAACCUGGACUCCAUCACCCACUUUGGGGACACGGCCGCCCUCCUGGGACCCCAAGAUCAGGAGUCGCUGCUGCCGCCCCCCAAAAAGAAGAAGAAAGUGGUGAAGAGGAAAGCGGGGAGGAGGAAGGGUUUCCGUCGGCGCCGCUGAGCUGUGUGGAAAUGAAGGAGUUAAUUCGGUGUCA